AUGGUUCGUUAUUGGAAGCAUCGUGGACAGAAAAUAUUUUAUUACGUUCAACCACAUAUUCAGAAAUAUUUUCCUUAUCAAAAACCGGAACUCGGAGGAACAUCUCCCCAGACAGCUAUACUGACUGGGAAAAAGCCUAAAGUUCCUUACGACUACGCAAUAGGUCAAAUAGUUCCAUUUACUCAGAGUUUAACAUCAUCAUUUCCAGACAUUGUCAAAGUUCGUUUACAUAAGCUCUGCUUGAACCGUUUCCUGUUGAAGUAUUUCUAUCAAACAGCAACAUAUUGGGUGCAUACACAAGGUCAACCAGUCAAUGUUGGAGACAUUGUACUCAUUGAGAAAGCUUAUCCACCACUGGCAUUCAAUACUGUGUACAAAUUGAAGAAGGUGGAGUUUCCCGUUGGUAAUCUUAUUGAUCCGGUGACUGGUCUUCGUUCUGAGGGUCCAGAAUAUUCCAUUGAUGCGUUAAAGUCUCUUUUAAAGCGAGAGAGUAGUAUUUCAAAUUAG
Messenger RNA from Heterobilharzia americana, 507 nucleotides. The record is from the annotation of a GenBank genome assembly. NCBI's taxonomy places the organism in Eukaryota, Metazoa, Platyhelminthes, Trematoda, Strigeidida, Schistosomatidae.